GGCAGCGGUAGCGUUCCUUCCAGUCGUUGGGCUGUAGGUAUCACGGGCAGGACGGCUGCUCCCGGCGCGCGGAAGGGACUGCUGGCCUCGCCGUGGGACUCGAGGCGAGGGUGAGGAGGCCGAGGCGGGACAGUGAAGUGCCGAGAGGGAAAGUCCCUGCGCGAAACGAGCGCGCCCAGAAAAGGCGCCCCUCCCUCCACUGCCGUGUCGCGAAGUGAGUGUGGGAGGAAGACUUCGCCACCAGGAAUUGUGGCUUCAUCGUCCUUCCCGCCAAGAAGGGAAGUCAUCCUUCCUGCCCCGAGACUGCCGCGGCGCCGCUGGGCGAGGCCGCGCCUGCUGUGGCCUCUCUCGCUUCUGACGUGGAAGCCUACCUACAUAAUAAAAGAAAUUUCGAGCCAAAUAUUGGAAGAGAUGUCAGAGGAUUCAGAAAAGGAAGACUAUUCAGACAGAACAAUCAGUGAAGAUGAAUCAGAUGAGGAUACCUUUAUGAAGUUUGUAAAUGAAGACAUCCAUCAGUGUGCACUUUUAACAGAUUGGACCCCUUCUAAUACUGAGCAAAUGUACAUCCCAACAGGCCUGGAUAUAGAAACCCUUUAUGCAAGCUCCAAGGAAGAUCCUGUGGUUCACCUAGCUGAAGAUGCCUACAAAGAGCCUUGUUUUGUGUAUUCCCAAGUUGGGGGCAACCGAACACCCUUGAAGCAGCCUGUGAAUAACUGUGAUGAUACUUUGAUGUUUGAAGCAAGGUUUGAGAGUGGUAAUCUACAGAAGGUAGUCAAAGUGGCAUAAUAUGAAUACCAGCUGACUGUGCGCCCUGACCUGUUCACAAAUAAACACACCCAGUGGUACUAUUUCCAAGUCACUAAUACCCAAGCAGGAAUAGUCUACAGAUUCACUAUUAUCAAUUUCACCAAGCCUGCUAGUCUUUAUAAUCGGGGUAUGCACCCACUGUUUUAUUCUGAAAACGAGGCCAAUGCUCAUAAUAUUGGCUGGCAGAGAAUAGGAGACCAAAUGAAGUAUUAUAGAAACAACCAGGGGCAAGAUGGGCGCCAUUAUUUCUCUCUUACAUGGACAUUUCAAUUUCCACACAAUAAAGAUACCUGCUACUUUGCUCACUGCUAUCCAUACACUUACACAAACCUGCAAGAAUACCUUUCUAGCAUCAAUAAUGACCCAGUACAGUCAAAGCUUUGUAAAAUACAUGUCUUGUGCCACACAAUUACUAGGAACAUGGUGUAUGUUUUAACGAUUACUACCCCCUUGAAGAACAGUGAGUCAAGAAAGCGAAAGGCCAUGAUUUUGACUGCAGGGGUACAUCCAGGAGAAACCAACAGCUCUUGAAUCAUGAAGGGCUUCCUUGAUUAUAUUUUAGGAGACUCAAGUGAUGCAAAGUUGCUCCGGGACACUUUCAUCUUCAAGGUGGUACCCAUGCUGAAUCCGGAUGGUGUGAUUGUGGGAAACUAUCGGUGUUCCUUAGCUGGAUGGGAUUUAAACUGUAACUAUACAUCUCUCCUGAAGGAAUCAUUUCCUUCGGUUUGGUAUACCCGGAACAUGAUCUGUAGAUUGAUGGAGAAAUGAGAGGUUAUUUUGUAUUGUGACCUUCAUGGCCAUAGUAAGAAAGAGAACAUCUUCAUGUAUGGCUGUGAUGAUAGUGAUAGAUGUAAAGCAUUAUACUAACAGCAACGAAUCUUUCCACUUAGGCUGAGCAAAAAUUGUCCAGAUAAAUUUUCAUUCUCAGCUUGCAAGUUUAAUAUUCAGAAGAGCAAAGAGGGAAUAGGAAGGGUGGUAAUGUGGAAAAUGGGAAUCAGGAACAGCUCUACCAUGGAGGCCACUUUUUGUGGAUCCACUCUGGGUAAUAAAAGAGGCACUCAUUUCAACACAAAAGACUUGGAGUCGAUGGGAUAUCAUUUUUGUGAUUCUCUCUUGGACAACUGUGAUCCAAACCGAACCAAGUAUUAUCAGUGCCUGAAAGAAUUAGAAGAAAUGGAAAAACAAAACUUGGAAAAAGUCCUUGAUGAUUCAGAUACUUCUCUGAAAGAAAUUACAUUGGAUCUAGAGUCUAGUAGCCAUGGCUCUGACAGUUCAGAAUCCAAUGACUCUCAGACUGAUCUUCUCAAGUUAAGUUCUCAGAUAAAAAACAAGAAAAAACAUCUGAAAACAAAGAAGGAAAGAAACUCUACCAUAGCAAGCCAUCAGAGAAGAGCAAGAGCAAAAAUACCUGGACAAACCCCUUCUUGGCUUCUAAAAAGAUAUUUGAGCUCCCAAACUAUGAUUCGGAGGCUUAGCAAAGACCAACAAAGAUAUUUUUUAGAAACCGAUGAGAGGCCAGUCCGGGAAACAAUUCAGCCCAGAAUCAAUGAUUUGUAUGGAAACUGUGUCAAAGUGACAUCCUUGAAGAGUCCUAUGAGCAAACAAACUCCCAUUUGGACUGAGAAGACAAGGAUACCAACAGAAGUCCCAACUGUUGGCAUAUUAAAGGCAAGGACUAUAUUUUUCAUACCUAUUUACCAAACCAAACAAAAUGCCAGAUACAUAAUAAUGAUCAGUGAGUAUUUGUUGAAUGGCCUAGGAAUGGCUUCUCAAGAGACUGUAGAUCUCCAGUACAACUUAAAAAGCAAUAUGAAAGAAUGUCCAUCUUUCCAAAGCAAGAAGCCUGGAGUAAACUGGACAGAUGAUGAAAAAAGAAUCUACAGGGAUAAAAAAACAGCUGAAACUCAAGAAAUAUUGCAGUAUUUGCUCCCCAUCAUGAAAAGCACUAAAAAUGUGCAAACUACUCAGAGAAAACAGAUACUCAAUCCAAGAAAUCCAACAUAAGGAACCGAGUUCAGGACAUUGGUCCACCAGAGACCUCCCAGAUCCACACUAAACCCAUCUACUUACAUAAAGAAAUACAGCACAUCUUGGACACCACCCAGAAAUGCCCCUUUGAUAAGCCAAAGGACUCUUAUGGUAAGCUCCUCAGAAUGGCUCCAGUCUGUGUCCCAGAAGUCAUUUGAAAGUUUGUCACCUCUCAAAGGGCCCAAGAAGAGGAAAAAACAUUCUCGAGUCAAGGCCACAAAGACUAAAUACAUGAAACCUAUCAGCAGCAAAUGGGAGACUACUCCCUCAAGUUCUGAGAAGGAUGCAGACAAGAGUCUGCAAACUGAAGAAUCCAACCAGCAAGACUCUAUGCAAACAGCCCCCCAUCCAACUAAAAAUAAGGGAGAGCAACCAAAAAAGAAGGAUGGACAACCCACCUUUCGUUUGAAAUUGCAAAGGGACAAAUAAUCUAGCUUUACGCUGCUUUUUGAAAACUGUGGAUGGAAGAUAACAUACGCUUACACAGUAAAAUGAAAAAGAAAAGAAAGAAAAAGAAAAGCCCUCCCGGUCCUUCUAUCCCUAUCCCACUCCCUACAUGUUCAUGUGCAUGUACUGAACUACAGAUUUUAGAUAUCCCAUCUUCUUUAGUUGGAACAUCUUUCAGAGAGCUAAAAGGAAAUCCAGAGGAAAUAUAGAAAAUUAAAAAUCACUUCGAUAUUUAUAUUUAAUUUUUGUCAAGAUGAAAAAAAAAUCUCUGAACUUUUGAUUUCUUCUGAAAUGACUUAUUCAUACAACACCAAAAGACUAAGACCUCAGAGAAGGAAUGACAUGUACUAUCACUGACAUUAAUGUCCCUACUAGGCACUUUAAUGAAUCAGUCAACAAACAUCGUGUCUGCAGUGUGUUAGAAACCACUAGUGAUAUAAAAGACAUUCCUGGGCUUCCCUGGUGGCACAGUGGUUGAGAAUCUGCCUGCCAAUGCAGGGG
Messenger RNA from Balaenoptera musculus (blue whale), 3783 nucleotides. It is a transcript of the gene AGBL3, whose product is annotated as ATP/GTP binding protein like 3. The record is from RefSeq and is a predicted model, not a curated record. NCBI's taxonomy places the organism in Eukaryota, Metazoa, Chordata, Mammalia, Artiodactyla, Balaenopteridae. Gene Ontology annotation, molecular function: metallocarboxypeptidase activity; zinc ion binding. Gene Ontology annotation, biological process: proteolysis.